UUAGUUCUUUGAUUCCUAGUUUUUGAGUAGCAAUUUUCUACUGUGCUUUUGAAGCUGACACUCUUCUUUCUUUGUAGGGACAUCUCUCUCUCUCUCUUUCUCUCUUUUUCACUGUGUGUUUGUGUGUGCCAUGGCAACUGAAAGCUUCAACAAACCUCCAUCAUACCCUGAGAUGAUAUAUGAAGCCAUUGAAGCACUAAAUCAAGAAGGGGGUUCAAACAAGUCAUCAAUAUCUACUUACAUUGAAUCAAAAUAUGGAGAUCUGGGUAAAGAUCAUUCAGAGUUUCUAACUUUACAUUUGGACAACAUGAAGCAAACUGGAGAGCUCAUUUUCCUUAAGAACAAUUACAUUAAACCUGGUUCAGAUGUUCCUCAGAAAAGGGGUAGAGGCAGACCACCAAAGCCAAAAGUUCCUUUACCACCUGGUGCAGAAUCUGCAGAAAUUGCAUCACCAAGGCCAAGAGGAAGGCCAAGAAAAGAUCCCAAUGCACCACCUACUUCAAAGAAGCCAAAGCCAACACCUGCAGCCCCAAAUUCCACAGGGAGGCCUAGGGGUAGGCCUAGGAAAGUUAGGCCACAGCCUGCACAAGAUGAUGAUGAUGUUGAGGAAAGCUGAAAAAUAAAUUGUAGGCUUAUUGUUGGACUAGAUCUGUUGAUGGUGAUGACUCUAGUUAUGACUUAGUUGUCUUAUUUUUCUUUUUGUUUAGGUAUUAGUAUUCGCUUUUGUCAGACUUGUUGUCGUGUGACCAGGGGUUAGGGAUUCAAAGCGGUACAAGUAGUCUCUUGUAGAAAUGUAAUGUAAGACCGUGACCAGUAGACUGAUGUGGUUUGGCUCUUUCUCGAAUCCUGUCAAAUCCUGUUUGCUAUCAGUAGACUGAUGUGGUCCGACUCUUUCUCAAAUCUUGCGUGCAGUGGUAGCUUAGUGUUGCAGCCCUUUUAUUAGUAUGAUCUCCUCUUGGUUAAUGCCUCACAUGUAGUGGAUUAUUACUUUCUGUAGUUCUAGUAGGAUUGUGUAUGUGUUUAGCUCUUUGUUCAAGAUUCACUGUAGAGAGAUCUGUAAUCCUUGUUACUAUGUGUAAUUGCUGCACUUUUCACUCUGUUAUCUAUAUGUUAAAAUUA
Nicotiana tabacum (common tobacco) is the source of this 1119-nucleotide messenger RNA. Its product is annotated as HMG-Y-related protein A-like. NCBI's taxonomy places the organism in Eukaryota, Viridiplantae, Streptophyta, Magnoliopsida, Solanales, Solanaceae. Gene Ontology annotation, molecular function: nucleosomal DNA binding; double-stranded DNA binding. Gene Ontology annotation, biological process: regulation of DNA-templated transcription; negative regulation of DNA recombination; nucleosome assembly. Gene Ontology annotation, cellular component: nucleus; chromatin; nucleosome. The record is from RefSeq and is a predicted model, not a curated record.